Penaeus vannamei (Pacific white shrimp) is the source of this 1761-nucleotide messenger RNA. The record is from RefSeq and is a predicted model, not a curated record. NCBI's taxonomy places the organism in Eukaryota, Metazoa, Arthropoda, Malacostraca, Decapoda, Penaeidae.
AUGGUGCGCAACCCGUGCCAGGGGCGGAAGUGCCAUCACGGUGCCGUCUGCGUGGUCGAAGGAGGGACGCCCCAGUGCCAGUGCCCGGUCGAGUGCCACAUGUACAACGGGGCGGCGGCGGCGAGUUCGAGGCCCGUGUGCGGCUCCGACGGCAAGGACUACCCGAACGCCUGCCAGCUGCACAAACACGCCUGCAACACGCAGAGGCACCUCGAAGUCAAGUACCUGGGCAAGUGUGACCCUUGCUCCGACGUGACGUGCCCCGAGCGACAGAUCUGCCAGCUGGACCGCGAGAGGAAGCCCAGCUGCCGAUGCAAUGACGUGUGCACCAAGGACUACGACCCCGUCUGCGCCUCCGAUGGGAAGACGUACACGAACGACUGUGCCAUGAAGGUGGAAUCGUGCAGGUCCAGGAAAUCUCUCUCCAUCAUCUACCGCGGCUCCUGUGAUGUCGGCCUGAACCCCUGUGACACGGUGUCCUGCCUCCCCGGCGAGGAGUGCAACAUCAACGUGCUCGGCAACGCCCGCUGCGAGUGCCCCCCGGCGUGCGAGCUGGUCGUGCGCCCCGUGUGUGGCACCGACGGAGAGACCUACGACAACAUGUGCGAGCUGCAGAGGGCGGUGUGCGUGCAGCAGACGGACAUCGCGGUCGCCUACAUGGGCGUGUGCGGAGAGGAAGGCCCUUGCGCCGGCCACGUGUGCGACCACGGCGGCGUCUGCGUGGAGCGGCAGGGGCGGCCCGUGUGCGAGUGCCCGCAGUGCCCGGCCCGCCUGGACUUCGUCUGCGGCUCCGACGGGAUCUCCUACGACAACGAGUGCCGCCUGCGGGCCGAGGCGUGCCGCAUUCACCGCAACCUCACCGUCAGAUACCGAGGCCGAUGCAGCGGCUGUGAGGACAAACAGUGCGAUUUCUAUGAGGUUUGUGAGGCUGACCAGGAAGGAGUCGGCCGCUGCGUGUGCCCCGAAGGAUGCGAUAUGGUUGAGAGCAAAGUGUGCGGCACGGACGGCAUCACGUACCUGAACGAGUGCCUCCUGAAGGUGGCCUCGUGCCGCAAGAAGCAGUUCGUGAUGGUCGCUUCCAAGGGCGACUGCGACUUGUGCCAGCACGUGGUGUGCAAGUUCGGCGGGCGGUGCGAGGCUGGGCGCUGCGUGUGCCCGACCGACUGCCCUCCGACCCGCGAGCCCGUGUGCGCUUCCGACGGCGAGACCUACGAGAACGAGUGCGAGAUGCAGAAGGCGGCGUGCGGGGUCGAGGGCGGCCUGAGGGUCACCUUCGUCGGGGAGUGUUCGGAAGCGCGCACCUCCAGACGAGCCGAGCCCCCGUCCGCCCCCGAGACUCGUCGCCGCGCCGCCGCCCCCGCCGCGGCGCCCCCGGUCCCCGUGCACGCCCUGGCGCCGGGGCCCGCGGCCGACGUGUGCGCCUCCAUGACGUGUGAGUACGGCUCCACGUGCACGGUGCUGGAGGACGGCCUGCCGCGCUGCUCGUGCCGCCUCGACUGCACCAACGUGCCCCAGAGCCCCGUGUGUGCCUCCGACCUCAAGAUGUACCCCAGCGAGUGCCUCAUGAACAGGGAAGGGUGCCAGCGCCAGGUGGAGCUCAGGCUCAGGCCGCUGGAGCUGUGCGAAGGUAGCCUGCCUGCGUCACCGCCACCCGUCACCCGUCACCCGUCACCUCACCACCAACCCUGCAUGAACACCACACUGCCACACGACAUUCCCCACCCACCAUACCCUGCAUGGCUGGCGCAACCUGUAGACUAG